This is a messenger RNA of Aspergillus viridinutans, 1164 nucleotides long. RefSeq names its product protein kinase family protein. NCBI's taxonomy places the organism in Eukaryota, Fungi, Ascomycota, Eurotiomycetes, Eurotiales, Aspergillaceae. The coding region runs from base 1 to 1164 and encodes 387 amino acids. The record is from RefSeq and is a predicted model, not a curated record. Gene Ontology annotation, molecular function: ATP binding; protein kinase activity. The transcript has a single exon. Gene Ontology annotation, biological process: protein phosphorylation.
AUGCCUCAAAAGAUUGUUUCUUCAUCUCAUGAGCUAGAAUUCAAAAAAUUCCAAGAUUGGAAUGGUGAUUAUCCUACUCAGACCCUGAUUUUCCACCACGAGUCUUCCUCAUGGUGGAUCAAAGUUGAGAUAGAUUGGUCUCUACCGGAGUCAAUACUGAAGUUAGGCUAUUUCAAGCGUCGGUCUAUGUUUCACGAAUUUGUCAAGGCAAUUGACUUUGGUCAAUUGGAUUUGAUGGAGGAUACCGUGACACGCAUCAAUCUAACCUUGCAUGAGCAAAGCCAUAAGCCGAUCCCGAUUCGGAAUGUUUGGAAUGAGCAGACACAGCCAAAUUAUUUUUUAUCUAUUGCCGAUCGAGUGUCCUUCCAGAUUGAAGAAGAUCCGGGGAGAAUUAUAUACCCGACUCUGGACCAAGCUCAAGAUCUACCUACCAUUGAGGCUAGUCAUCUAGAAGACGCCAAGGUCAUCGCUCCAACCGUCUCCGCAGUCCGUUUCAAGCAAAAACGGUUCGCAUACAAAAAAAUCGACCGCCCUAUCUAUGAGCCAGGAGACGCAGAACAUAUAUUGAACGAGAUUAACGCUCUCGCCCAACUUCGCGGACAGCCGAACAUCGCACAACUAAUCGGGGUUGUUAUAUCUGAAAACCCAUACAAAACCCGUCAGCCAACAACUUCGACGGGGGUUAUCACAGGAUUUCUCCUCGAAUACUAUCCUGAAGGGUCUCUUGAGCAAGUUCUUGCAGAAAAUAAGGAGCAAGAUGAUUCGUUGCUGAGACGAUGGGCGCUACAGACUGGGAGAGCAUUGGAAAUAUUGCACACGCAACGACGGACCCAUCUUGACAUCAAACCGUCGAAUAUUGUUUUUGACGCGAAUAAGAAUGCUAUCCUAAUCGAUAUCAGUGGAACCGGUGGGUAUGAAUGGGAAUGGCUCUCGCCAGAGAUGCAAAAGAUCAUUCAACGAAACGCUGCAUCGACUCCUGCUAGCAUGCCAUUCGACAAACGUGUCGCCUCAGACUGCUGGGCUUAUGGAAAACUACUUUUGACUAUGGCAAAGAAACUUAGCACUGGUGGUUUAGGCAAGAAAUUACAGUCGAUCGGCAAUGACCUGACAAAGGCAGAUCCGAAAGCUCGCAUUUCGCUGAGCGAUGCUCUUGAAAGGAUAUGA